This is a messenger RNA of Durusdinium trenchii, 900 nucleotides long. Lineage: Eukaryota; Dinophyceae; Suessiales; Symbiodiniaceae. The record is from the annotation of a GenBank genome assembly.
UGGCCCAAGAUGAAUACAGCUUUUCCAUCAUGGCAAGUGAGGCCACGACCUUCAUCAAGAAGGUGUCCAGUGCCGGAGAUGACUAUUACCACAUCUUAGGCAUCGAAAAAGGAGCAAGCGAUGAUGAGAUUAAGAAGGCGUACAGAAAACUGGCCUUGCGACUGCAUCCCGAUAAGUGCAAAGAACCCGGAGCAGAAGAGGCUUUCAAGAAAGUAGGGGAGGCUUUCUCCGUACUCAGCGAUGCAGACAAGAGGCGGAAGUACGACACGUACGGAGCCGAUGCAUUGCGAGGUGGUGGAGGUGGCGGGGCGGACUUUUCGCCCGAAGACCUCUUUGAGGCCUUCUUUGGCGGCGGAUUGCAUCCGGGCAUGGGUGGUGGCCGGACCUUUAUGAGGACUGGUCCCGGGACUUUUGUGUUCACCUCCUCAGGUCCUGGCGGCUUCAAUUUUUCGACGGGGCCAGGCAUGCGAAGGAGGGGUGCUCCUCCACAAGCACGGCAACGGCAGGAGGACGCAGAUGAGGAGGAAAGCAUGCCGCCCUGGAUGGCGCCACUGCAGGCGAUAGCCUCCUCUCUGGGGCCCAUGCUUCCAAUUGUGAUUGUUUGUGGCUUCUUCGUUUUCAUGUCCGUAGUAUCCGUGCUAAUGCAAAUUCUAGUGACAAAGAUGGUCUACAUCCUCCCGGUCGUGUACCUCACAGAGGGGAAGACGAAGAUAUUCUUGAUCCUCAGCAUCGUGCUCGCCACAAUGUUGGGGAUGAUUUGAGUGCCUUCGUGCUGUUUCCCCGGUCAAGCCUUCUGGCGGCUUCGUCACCAGACUUCAGCUGGAUCGGUGGAUUGUCACCCCAGUCGCUUUGCUGGGAUCACAUCGCACUGGAAGAUGCCAGAAGAUACUUACUAGUCUA